AUGAAAUUAUUAUUUUCAAUUUUUAUUAUUUUUAUUACUUUCAAUGUAAUAAAAUCAUUUGAUAUUGAUUCAAUUGAUCCAUUACAUUGGGAGUCUGAUGAAGGAUUUGAUCAUCAUAAAUGUUGGGGAAAAAAUAAAAAUUUUGGUUAUUAUACAGAAUUUGCCUUAUCUGCUUAUAAUACAUACUUUCCAACACCAAAUGGUAUCGAACCAGUUUCAUUCUUUGAAGGAGGUGUAAUUAGUGCAGAUUUCAAAUCUCAACAAAUGUAUGUCCAUUUUGGAUUAGUUGCUGGUAAUUCGACUGUUUGGGGUAAAUAUUGGGGAUUUGGUUCAAAUAGUACUGAAUAUGUUUUAAUAAAUGGUACAUGCACUUCAAACAAAUUAUCAUAUCCAUUCCCACCUUCUGUUCCAAAAUUCAAGAAAGUUGGUGAAACUAAAAUUGGUCAAAUAGAUGUUGAUGUAGUUAUUAUGAAACACCAAGAAAAGUAUAAUAACUAUACCAGACAAUGCACAUUAAUUCAAAAAGGUACUUGCACACCAAUGUCAAAUAAUGUUGGUAAUAUUGAUAAAUCAAACAAGGGUUUCACUUUAAUGAAUUUCUACAAAUAUGAAGGAAAAGCUCGUAAAGAUAAAUUCCAAUUACCAUCAGAAUGUUAUGGUGUUCAACCAAGUGACUCAACUUCAUCCUUUAGAAUCAAUACAAAUAAUGUUGCUCAAAAUGUUCUUGGUCAUAAUGAAGAUGAACCAAAUAAAAAACAACAAAAAACAUUACCAAAAUCAAUUCCUUUCCAUAAUUUAUUUUAG
Messenger RNA from Dictyostelium discoideum AX4, 804 nucleotides. RefSeq lists its product as hypothetical. NCBI's taxonomy places the organism in Eukaryota, Evosea, Eumycetozoa, Dictyosteliales, Dictyosteliaceae. Bases 1 to 804 code for a protein of 267 amino acids. The record is from RefSeq and is a predicted model, not a curated record. The transcript is spliced from 3 exons.